Messenger RNA from Solanum tuberosum (potato), 1727 nucleotides. RefSeq names its product serine-threonine kinase receptor-associated protein-like. The transcript is spliced from 7 exons. Gene Ontology annotation, molecular function: RNA binding; protein binding. NCBI's taxonomy places the organism in Eukaryota, Viridiplantae, Streptophyta, Magnoliopsida, Solanales, Solanaceae. The coding region runs from base 495 to 1565 and encodes 356 amino acids. Gene Ontology annotation, cellular component: SMN complex. The record is from RefSeq and is a predicted model, not a curated record. Gene Ontology annotation, biological process: spliceosomal snRNP assembly.
CCCUGCGCCAAGCCCUAUAGUUUCAGUAUAUUUUUAUUUUUUCUUUUUCUGUGGUGUUUGUAUUAGUUUUUUUCUAUAUAUUUUGUUUCUUAAUUUGGUAAUAAUUCGGAGUUGUGAUCUAUCCUUAGGGCUUCUUAUAUGAGUUGAUAGGGUUAGAAAGGUGUGGAUCCAUCAAAGAAACAUCAAAUCUCAAAAUUAGGGUUUCCCACCUUUUACAGUCGCGCCAGUUCCCCAUCUAUCUAUACAUACAUAUAUAUCUGAUUGUGAUUUUGUAGAUCUUUUCAAAUUUAUGUUUUAAUUCUAUGUUUCUUUGAUCUCACAACUCGGGAAAAGCAAUUGUGCUUCAAUUUUUUGUUCAUCGGUCAAUUGUCACUUUCUUUCAUUUGGGGACUUUUUUUUUUUUGAUCAAUUUCGAUUCUAUCAUAUCGGCGCUGGGUUGGGUUUCUCGUAGAUAUCAUAAUCUUUGUGAUUUGAUUUAAUUAGAAUUGGCAGUAAUGGAUAAGAAGAAAGUUGUGGCACCGCUUGUUUGCCAUGGGCAUUCUCGUCCUGUUGUUGAUCUGUCCUACAGUCCAAUCACUCCUGAUGGAUUCUUCCUCAUCAGUGCCAGCAAGGAUUCUACACCAAUGCUGAGAAAUGGAGAGACUGGAGAUUGGAUUGGAACAUUUGAAGGGCAUAAAGGAGCCGUGUGGAGUUGUUGUUUGGAUAAACAUGCUCUUCGUGCUGCAUCUGCAUCUGCUGAUUUCAGCGCGAAAUUGUGGGAUGCAUUGACUGGGGAUGUAUUACACUCAUUUGACCACAAGCACAUAGUUCGAGCAUGUGCCUUUUCAGAGGAUACAAAUCUGCUACUCACUGGUGGUUUUGAAAAAAUUCUUCGGAUAUUUGAUUUAAACCGACCUGAUGCACCUCCAAGGGAAAUUGACAGCUCUCCUGGUUCAGUAAGGACAGUUGCUUGGCUGCACAGUGAUCAAACUAUUUUGAGUUCCUCUGGAGAUGCUGGUGGAUUGAGGUUAUGGGACGUGAGGAGCGGCAAAGUUGUUCAAAUCCUUGAAACUAAGUUUCCUGUAACCAGUGCUGAAGUAAGUCAGGAUGGUCGUUACAUAACAACUGCUGAUGGUUCCUCUGUCAAGUUUUGGGAUGCUAACCACUUUGGAUUGGUGAAGAGUCACGACUUGCCUUGCAAAGUUGAAUCUGCUUCCCUGGAACCAAAGUUCGGUAAUAGGUUCAUUGCCGGAGGAGAAGAUAUGUGGGUUCAUGUCUUUGAUUUUCACACUGGAGAGGAAAUUGGAUGCAACAAGGGACACCAUGGUCCUGUGCACUGUUUGCGGUUCUCUCCAGGAGGUGAAUCCUAUGCCUCAGGAUCUGAAGAUGGGACUAUUAGAAUAUGGCAGCUGGGCCCUCUUGGUCAGAUUGAGGACAACUCCACAGCAAACGGGUCUACUACUGCAAAUGCCAAUGAUGGUAUGAGUGAGGUGACCCAAAAGAUUGACGAGUUGGCUGUUUCAGAAACAAAGAAGAUGGAAGAGACACAGGUCGAUGGUGUGGAGCAGAAGGUAGUUGAUGCCUGAUUAGGAAUUUAAGGGUUUUGUAUGGUUUCUCCUUUUGGAAAAGCUGUAACUGGCUUGACUUCGGAGGUUUUUGCUUAUGAAAUAAGACUUAAGCUUUUGAGAGUGCUGGGUAUUCUUUGCUUGCCCGAGAUCGUAAUCAUCAGUUAUAUAGUCUUUGGAGUA